Messenger RNA from Protopolystoma xenopodis, 816 nucleotides. The record is from the annotation of a GenBank genome assembly. Lineage: Eukaryota; Metazoa; Platyhelminthes; Monogenea; Polystomatidea; Polystomatidae.
AUGGGUCGUCGACAUGGCGACCCCGGCUGCACACUGCCUCUGGGACUCGAGGCCGGUCGUCCCGUCCGACUGAUUGCGAUGCGGAUUAAUCCACUAAUUGAUGGCCACAUGCAAAAAAGCCUCGUUGGCAUUUUGACUCUACUUUUGCCUGAAGCUCUGCUACCUGUCUUUUCACCUGUCACCCGAAAGAGUCGCAUUGCAUGUUGCUUCCUGUGCUGUUGUCUUUCCACUCUCUUCUCUUGUGUCACUUCGACUCUCGCGAAAGCAACAAACCGUGAACACGUCCCGGCAUUAUUGCAUUCAACACCGGUUGCUCAUCUGUCGAUCACUCCUGAAUACUUCCGGGCACGUAUUUUCCGCAUCUACACAAUUGUCCAUCUCUGUUGCCGGGGCGAGAGUGAUGCCUCGAAAAUCGGUAUAAUCUCCAGUUAUGCCAGCAAUGGCACUGAAUGCUACCGAAACGGCUUAGCACAGCACAGGCCGAUAUUCCUGCGGGCCUGGGAUCUCAACCGACGUCUUGGGAGACUGUUGGUUCAAAUGGAAAUGAGUGGAUAUGAAAAGAGUUGGCGAAAAAUGGAGGUCGAGAGGCCAUUUUGUCGAAAGCCGAAGCCGAGACCUGCUUGCCGACUGAGCCCCAGUCUGACUGGCGGUCUAAGGGGGAUUCGGACCUGGGGCUUUAGGGCUAGAAGUGGGGAGUGUAACAUUGGUGUAAAACCAUUCACAUCUUUCUUGAAGAGUUUAACAAAGUCUGAUUUGCCUCGAAAGGAUGUCAUAUUUGCUCCUAGCACCCGCAUUUCUACAGUUAGAAUUCCAUGA